GUGCAGUUGCACGCAUUUUACUUCGCUGUUUGUGUAAAAGUCGUAUGUUUAAAGCAGCUGUGGCGCAUCUGGAUGUCCUGGUGCCUUGACGGGUCGCGUUUAUCGGGCGACGCGCGCAACACGUGGGACGUGUGCGCGGUUUUGUAGGAGUCUUUCAGAAAGAGUCGUCGUCGGGCCUGUUCGGGUUAUUCCCAUCGCCGCCACUGGCGAAUGCAACGAGCCCCUGAACAGACAUGUCACUGGAGGACUAUGAGAGACACUACGACUCGCUGAACUCGGACCUGGGCGGCGGGUCCGUGGUCAGCGAGCGAUCCGCGUCGGGCACGUUUAAUGGCGAAGAGGAGAAGUUGCAUUACAUUCCUAUCCGGGUGUUGGGGAGGGGGGCGUUCGGUGAAGCUACCCUGUACAGAAGAACCGAGGACAACUCUCUGGUCGUGUGGAAGGAGGUGGACCUGAACUCGCUGUCAGAGAAGGCGCGCAGAGAUGUCAUGAACGAAAUCAGCAUCCUCUCCAUCCUGGAGCACAACAACAUCAUAGCCUACUUCAAUCACUUCAUGGAUAAGAACACGCUGCUCAUUGAGCUGGAGUAUUGCAACGGAGGAAACCUGUACGAUAAAAUCAACCAGCAGAAGGGGAAGCUGUUCAGUGAAAAGGUGGUCAUAUGGUACCUGUACCAAAUAGCCUCAGCGGUGGCCCACAUCCACAAGGCCGGGAUAUUACACAGAGACAUCAAAACUCUGAACAUUUUUCUCACAAAGACAGACCUCAUUAAAUUGGGCGACUAUGGACUUGCCAAAAAACUUGACUCUGAGUUUUCAAUGGCAGAGACUUGUGUGGGAACGCCGUAUUACAUGUCCCCUGAACUGUGCCAGGGGGCGAAGUACAACUUCAAAUCAGACAUCUGGGCCAUGGGUUGUGUACUUUGUGAGGUCUUAACUCUCACAAGAACAUUUGAUGCAACGAACCCACUGAAUCUCUGUGUGAAAAUAGUCCAGGGCAACUGGACAAUGGAGGUGAACUCCGAUGUUUAUUCACCUGAACUGAUAAAGAUGGUGUACGAGUGCCUGGAUCAGGAUCCUGCAAAGAGGCCGACAGCGGAGCAGAUCCUGGACCAGCCGUUCAUCUCCUGCCGCAAACAGGAGCUUCAAGAUCAAGUCGCUCUGCUGAACUCUGCGAUGAAGAAGCCAAAAUUGAGCACAGCGUCUGAAACGCCCGUUGCCGUGGUGACCACGCGUUCCAGGGAGGUGUACUUCUGGGGCGGAGGCAAGUUCACCCCCCAGAAGCUGGACACGUUCAAGGGCGGCAGCAGCGCGCAGCACGUGUGCGCGGGCGAGAGUCACUUCGCCGUGGUGACGGUGGAGAAGGAGCUCUACACGUGGGCCAGCGUGCAGGCCGGCGCCAAGAUGGUGGGCCAGCUGGGCCACGGCGACCAGGCCUCGUACCGGCAGCCCAAGAAGGUGGAGAAGCUCCAGGGGAAGGCCAUCCGCCAGGUGGCGUGCGGCGCCGACUUCACGGCCUGCGUCACCGAUGAGGACCAGAUGUACAUGUUCGGCUCAGACUACUACGGCUGCAUCGGGGUGGAGGGGGACCUGGCCAUGGAGGUCCUGGAGCCCGUGCUCCUGGAGUUCUUUGAGGAGAGGCCCGUUUGCCAGGUUUCGUGCGGCGACAACCACGUCGUGGUCCUGACUCAGGCCGGAGAGAUCUUCUCCUGGGGCUGUGGAGAGUACGGACGCCUCGGACUGGAAUGUGAGGAUGACUUCUCCUCUCCGAUGCAAGUGGAGAUCCCAAAAGGCGCCACCAUCUCGUCCGUUGCCUGUGGCAGCGACGGAACCUUCUUUUCCACAGACACGGGCAAAGUCUUAGCUUGUGGAAACAAUGAGUUCAACAAGCUGGGUCUGAACCAGGGCAUCUCUGGCCUUAAGAACCACCCUGGAGAGGGUUACCAGGGGAUCCCCUACAUCACCACCCUGACCCUGGUCAAGCAGCUGUCACGCUUCAAGAUCCGGGUCAUAGCUCCGGGAAAGACGCACACGGCUGCAAUUGAUGAACGUGGUCGUCUGAUCACCUUUGGCUGCAACAAGUACGGGCAGCUGGGCGUGAAGGACUUUAAGAAGCAUCAGGGGGUCCAGGUGCUCGUUGGUCCUUUUGGAGGGAAGAUAGUGACCAAAGUGUCUUGUGGAGAUGACUUCACCCUCGCAGCCACAGAGGACAAUCACAUCUUCGCGUGGGGAAACGCGGGCAACGGGAGACUUGGGAUGCCGGCCGAUAAGGGGUUCGGGUUGGAGGUCUGCCCCGCGAUGCCCAGGCCCAUCUUUGGUUCCCUCCACCACGUGCCCGACCUGUCCUGCCGCGGCUGGCACACCAUUAUCAUCAUGGAAAAGGUUCUCAACUCCAAAACCAUUCGCUCUAACAGCAGCGGAGUGUCCGUCGGUAGCGGACUGGGUCAGGAGGUGUCCACUUCCACAAUGGAUCUGGAUAUAGAGCCUGGUUCUGAGACGGAGUGUCGAGAUAGGGGUCUUGGGGGAACACUGGAGGUCAAUACGGAGGACGGCUUCAUGGGGAACGCAAUGACAUCGAUGGCAAAUCAGACUGGAGACAGCUCCUGCCCUCUGUGGCUCAGAAGGGAGCUGGAGGAUGCAGAGUUCAUCCCAAUACCACCAACCUCUGAGCCCAUGACCCCCGAUCAGCUCCCGUCCUACCCGGACAGCUUCACUCUGCCGUACGAGGAGCUGCAGGAACUGAAGCUUGCAGCAGCAGCCGUCAGCACCAAGAAGGAUCUCUCCACUAAAAGGAUGAGCUGCGAUAACUUCAACGGCCUGCAGGGGGCGGGCAUCUGCAAAGAACAAGAAUCGGACCCGUGCUGCAGCGCGAGCAGCGAGGUCGCACAGCUGCGAGAGACGGUUGCUCGUCAAGAGGUUCGAAUCCAGACCCUGGAGAAGCAGGUCAGUGAGCAGCAGAAGGAGAACGAGAGGCUGUGGGCGGCGAUCAAUCGCUCUGCGCUCCAGAAAGCGGCGUGUGAGAGCAACGGGAAGCAUCACUCGGACUGUUCGCCGGGGGACGGAGGGGGGCGCGGCGGAGGAUGCAGCAGCCACGGGAGCCGCUCCGCAGGGGCCAGCGUGUGAGCCUCCACCCGCGGGAGCGGGAGACGGGAAGUGGCGCCUCCUGCGCUGGCGCUGGUGAACAGGACGUGCACGUUUUCCUGCAGACAUAACUUUCACUCAUUCACGCUUGUGUUCAGUUCACCGGUAGAAACGUUGGCUGGGUUCAACAUGAGGCACGGCCUCGAAUCCUGAACCAGACCAUCCAACCACGACGCUGCUCUCCGUCCCGUUUUAGCCAGUGUCAUCAUGUGUUAGUGGGAUUCUGGUGACGUCGGCAUCGAGGCCUUGGUGCCUCAGAUGUUUUAUUUAUCACAUCACAGGUAACAGAUUUAUGACGUUAGGAAACAAAGAGCAUCCGAGGCGUGUAGUCAGCAUCAGCAGAUGCACUUUAAAUGUAAACUUUUGUUGUGUUCAGCUGUCUGUGCUCAUUUUGACUCUGCCUGUCAGAAACCUGAGCUUUCAUAUGCAUCGCGUUUUAUUUCACUAGUGUUUUCAUUUCAUCUGAUUCUUGUAUAGUAAUGUGCCAAAGAAGUGCCAAAUACAAUAUAGCGCCUCAAAGCUAUAUUCCAUAAUUUAUUAGACAUGUUGGUUCUUAUAAACAUACUUUUAUUAGCUCAUGCAAAUAUAUACUUUUGAAAUGUCAAAGUUUGUCAGUGAAACACAAAACUACUGAUUUAUUUUUUUAACGAGUCGGUUACUUUUCCUUGUCGAGUUCUUGUCAGUGUGUCGUAUUCAUCUCCUCGUGACACUUUUCUUACUAAACGGAGAGUGUGGUCUUUAAAACAGCUGAUCCUGCAGCUGUAAAGUUAACAGGUUCCAGUUUCAUUGUAAUUGUUAUUGAUAUUUGUGUCAUGUCUACAGACGUUUAGGUUUUGUUUGUAGCAGUAUUUUCAGGUGUAAUGAAACAUGGGCUAUCGUCAAAGUGCCUCAUCAGAUGAUGAAACCAAUGUGCCAAAGGAGAUUUUUAUACAUGUUAACAAAAUUGAAAAGUGCAUGUUUUUCAAUAGUUUACUAAAUGUUGAGGAUGUAACACCGAUAUAAGCAAACACCCAUAGUCUCACUCUUGCUUCCUUUUAUUGUGGAAAAGCCAUAAAUAAAAAAAGCAUUUGUCUCUUUUGCAA
Molecule: messenger RNA, 4222 nt
Organism: Betta splendens (Siamese fighting fish)
Lineage: Eukaryota; Metazoa; Chordata; Actinopteri; Anabantiformes; Osphronemidae
Gene: nek9
Product: serine/threonine-protein kinase Nek9
Exons: 23
Coding region: 234-3122 (962 amino acids)
Biological process (GO): protein phosphorylation
Cellular component (GO): centrosome
Molecular function (GO): protein kinase binding; ATP binding; protein kinase activity
Source: RefSeq, a predicted model, not a curated record